Messenger RNA from Alternaria ethzedia, 1173 nucleotides. RefSeq lists its product as uncharacterized. The record is from RefSeq and is a predicted model, not a curated record. The transcript has a single exon. NCBI's taxonomy places the organism in Eukaryota, Fungi, Ascomycota, Dothideomycetes, Pleosporales, Pleosporaceae. Bases 1 to 1173 code for a protein of 390 amino acids.
AUGCUUACGCUUCUUCUCUCAAUUUUCAUUGGCCUCAUCGGGUUCUAUCUCGGCUUCGUCUUGCUACUCACGAUCCCGACUCUACAGGACCACGUCAUCUUCCUGCACCGAGUGACCCGAACCUGGAAUCAGGAUAUCAACGUACCCGAGCAAUGGGGCUUUCUGCGCAACCAAGUCACACCCUUCCAUCUCAAGACGCCGGACGGUGAGACUCUACACGCUUGGCACGUCCUGCCACUGGAGAUAUACCGCCAACAUCAAACCCAACUCCGUGAGGAGCCAGUCGGACUCUGCGCGAAAGUCGAAGACCGAAUCUCCUUCCGCUUACUGAAAGAUCCUACUGCGCAAGUAGUGAUUUAUCUGCAUGGCGCAGCAGGUACACUGGAUUCUGGGUGGCGGCCCCAAAGUUACAGGGCGAUGAGCGCGACAUCGACCAACGUCCAUGUCCUGGCUAUCGACUAUCGUGGUUUCGGUACCAGUUCUGGGUGGCCUUCGGAAGCUGGUCUUCUUACUGAUGCGCUUACCUUGCUCAAGUUCGUAACGGAUACUGCGGGUAUACCACCAGAGAGGAUUGUGGUCUUUGCCCAAUCCAUGGGUACUGCCGUAGCUUUGUCGCUCACUCAUCACUUGGCUUCACAGCCGACCCCUGUUGUUCUAGCAGGAGUCGUCUUAGUCGCCCCAUUCGCCGACGUGGAGUCGCUUACCAGGACGUACAAGGUUGCUCGCACCCUCCCGCUGCUCUCCCCUCUCGCAAUAUUUCCACCGCUUAUGAACCUGCUGAACCGAUUUAUCAUCACCAAAUUUCCAUCCAAGGAGAAACUUGCAGCACUCAUUCACCGGCUGGACAGUAUCAAAGUCAACGGCAAGCAGCGAAACUAUGACAUCACGUUAAUACACGCCGAAGAUGACUACGAUAUCCCAUGGAGUCACUCAGAUGUCCUCUUCUGGCACGCUGUUAACGCAAUAUUUGACUCGUCCUCUUCUAUGACCUUCGAAGAGCUAGAAAAGGUGAAAUUGAAAGAGAGGACGCCUCUCGGUGCUGGUGGUUGGGAAGUAGGAUGGAAAGGGAAGCGUGGGAUCAUCAGAGAACAGAUUAUAAAGCAUGGCUCUCACGAUCGAAUCAUGAGUUAUCCCAUUGUCAGCCUGGCUAUCUCGAGGGCACUCCAUAUGUAG